Molecule: messenger RNA, 1846 nt
Organism: Syngnathus acus (greater pipefish)
Lineage: Eukaryota; Metazoa; Chordata; Actinopteri; Syngnathiformes; Syngnathidae
Product: angiopoietin-related protein 3-like
Exons: 7
Coding region: 16-1524 (502 amino acids)
Biological process (GO): cholesterol homeostasis; phospholipid homeostasis; triglyceride homeostasis
Source: RefSeq, a predicted model, not a curated record
GUGCAUAACCUGGUCAUGUUCCUCCCAUGGCUCUUUGGCCAGUCACUGAAGAGGGAGACGGGCGGACGUCUGCAGCGGAUCAACAUGAAAACAACUCUGAUCUACUUGUUGGUUCUCACCGGCGCUUGUCUCCCCGUUCAGUGCGGUAAAGAAGUCCAGCCCGGCCCCCAGCCCAGCCCGCAGCCCAACGCUUCUCCUGAAAGCACCCGCUCGCACUUUGCAGGUCUGGAUGAUGUGCGUCUCCUGGCCAACGGCCUCCUCCAGCUUGGCCAGAGCCUGCGGGAUUUUGUUCACAAGACCAAGGGACAGAUCAACGAUAUCUUCCAGAAGCUCAACAUCUUUGACCGUUCCUUCUACCAACUUUCUGUGCUGGCCAGUGAAAUCAAGGAGGAAGAAGAGGAGCUGAAGAAGACGGCGGUGGUGCUGAAAGCUAACAACGAAGAGAUUCGGGGCAUAUCCGUUCAAAUCAACUCCAGGGUGGACAGCAUCAUGUCUGAGAAGAGCUCGUUGCGGAACCAAGUGGACGGCCUGGAAGAGAAGCUGAGGAGUCUGUUGAGCGGCGGCGACCGAGCAGGAGAGAUCAGCGGUCUUCGGGGAGUGAUCGACGGCCAGGAGCAAAGCAUCACCAAGCUUCUGAAAGCUGUCAAGGAGCAAAAUGAUCAACUCAACUACCAAAGGAAUAAGCUCAAGAGUCUGGAAGAAAAGCUUACAGCCAGUACAUUAGCCCAAGACACAAUGGAAAGGAUUCCCCAAUCCUUCAACAGCGACAUGCCGACACUCAGCCCGUAUCUCGUCUCAGACUCCAGCCAGACAAGCGCAGAUGCCGAUCUACCGUCUGACUGCAAUGACGUGUUCAACAGAGGUGAGAAAACCAGUCGAGUGUACGCCAUUAGACCCAACGGAUCGCAACCCUUCAAGGUGUUUUGUGACAUGAGCGCAGAUCAUGGAGCGACAGUAAUCCAGCGAAGGAAGGACGGAUCUGUCAACUUUGAUCAAACCUGGGAGAAAUAUGAAAAUGGAUUUGGAGAUUUUCACGGGGAAUUUUGGCUGGGUCUCAGCAAGAUUCACUCACUGCUUGCUCAGGGCAACUCCAUCCUUCACAUGCAUCUGGAAGACUGGAAGCAUAACAAGCGCUUCAUGGAAUACACGUGCGACCUCGGCGGUCCGGAGAGCAACUACACCCUCGGCCUCAAGCUAUUGUCCGGAGAUCUGAGCGACUUCAUGAAGAACCGCACGGGUUUGAUGUUCUCCACUAAGGACAGGGACAAUGACAAGAACCGGGACCCCAACUGUGCCCGCAACUACACGGGCGGUUGGUGGUUCAAUAGCUGCGGGGACACCAACUUGAACGGGAGGUACUUCCUGGUGAGACACAAGGGACGUUCGGAUCGCAGAAGAGGGAUCCAUUUGAAGCCGGGUCGAAAAGCUUCCUAUUGGCUUCGCUUCACGCAGCUAGCGCUCCGACCGUUGGGCGAGUCUUGGUCGUCAUCGGAGACGGGCGGCUUUCUCGCAAACAGCCGCUGAAUAGGAAAGGGUACAGCAACUAAUGUGGAGAGGCCUUUUCAAAAACGUGCAGCCAUCAUUUGAGAAGGCAUUGAAGGGACCGUCCCAUCCGUGAUGAUUCGAGUCACUUCCACAGGACCAAAGUUUAGAGCAGCAGCUAGCGCUAGGUCAGAAAACACACACAUCCUAAACUAGGCUAACAAAUGUAUAUUUGAAUUGAAUAUGUUGUUCUGAUGAUUACAAUAUGGUGCAUAAUACUGCAUCUAUAGAUAGACUCAGAAUUUGCGUAGCUUUUAUUAUGAGGUGGAUUUUAAUUCCAGAUGGAAUAAAAAGACAAACUAUU